AUGAAGUAAAAAUAUGGCGGCGUAGAGACUAAAGUGGGGUUGGUGUAGAGCAAAAUAACGUUAAUUUUUCCAUUUGUACGACUAAAAUAAUGAUGAAUUAACUUACAUUCGGCAGUUUGUUGUUGAGUGAAGUGAAGUGCAAUAAUAUUAUGUAGUGUGUGAGUGUGGUUCGCGAAAUCCACCCUUUCUGGUGUGGUGUAGUGCACGACAAAACGAAUUGAAUGACAAUCUGGAAUCACAAGGGUAUGAUUGCAAGCCAUGGGUGCUCAGAAUACUAAGGAAAGGACUGUAUCAGCUGCGACACACUCGAUAAGAACAACGAGAACCAGAUCAAGGCCUGCAAAAGAUGGACGGCAGCCUAUCUCCAAUAUUUUUACAGAGCACAGUGAAUUCAAAGUGCAAAUCCGAUCAGAACUCAAAAGAAAUGAAGCAUUGCUUCAGAGCAGGCCCCUUCCCCACAUACCCAAUCUGCCCGAUUCCGAAGCCCCUGGAGCGAUUAACACGAACACGCUUGGUUCCGGAGGAACCCUGGGCACCCUUUCCAGCUCGUCUACCUCUGGCGCGCCCUCUACACCCAUGUCUCUCGAGACUGCCAAUCGAUGGACGUCCAAGGAAAAUCUCUUAGCACAGGAGGAGGACGACCCCCAAUUAUUCGUAGCACUUUAUGACUUCCAAGCAGGUGGCGAGAACCAACUUAGUCUGAAAAAAGGUGAACAAGUUAGGAUAUUAAGUUACAAUAAAAGCGGGGAAUGGUGCGAGGCACACUCCUCGUCGAACCAAGUAGGAUGGGUGCCAUCGAAUUACGUUACCCCAGUGAAUUCGCUAGAAAAACAUUCCUGGUACCAUGGACCAAUAUCUAGAAACGCGGCAGAAUAUUUACUUAGCUCAGGAAUCAACGGAAGUUUCUUAGUGAGAGAAUCGGAGAGCAGCCCGGGUCAACGGAGCAUCUCUCUAAGAUACGAAGGGCGGGUCUACCAUUACAGAAUCAACGAAGACACCGAGGGCAAGGUGUACGUAACUGCCGAGAGUAAGUUCAACACUCUCGCCGAAUUGGUUCACCAUCAUUCGAUGUUGUCAGAUGGGUUGAUAACACAGUUAUUGUACCCUGCGCCGAAACAUAACAAACCGACCGUGUUCCCUCUUAGCCCCGAGCCUGACGAAUGGGAGAUUAACAGGACUGAUAUCGUCAUGAAACAUAAGUUAGGCGGAGGACAGUACGGAGAUGUGUACGAGGCGAUUUGGAUAAGGUACAACAAGACGGUGGCUGUAAAAACACUGAAAGAGGACACCAUGGCUUUAAAAGACUUCCUCGAGGAGGCGGCCAUCAUGAAAGAAAUGAAACACCCGAACUUGGUACAGUUAAUGGGCGUUUGCACCAGGGAACCGCCAUUUUACAUUAUAACGGAGUUCAUGAGCAAAGGCAACCUACUGGACUACCUACGCAACGGAAACAAGGAACAAAUUAACGCCGUCGUACUUAUGUAUAUCGCAACGCAGAUAGCCAGCGGAAUGAGCUAUCUGGAAAGCAGGUGUUUCAUUCACAGGGAUUUGGCGGCGCGGAACUGCCUGGUGGGCGAAAACCACUUGGUCAAAGUGGCCGAUUUCGGAUUGGCUAGGUUAAUGAGGGACGACACGUACACUGCUCACGCGGGCGCCAAAUUCCCGAUUAAAUGGACCGCCCCCGAGGGUUUAGCUUACAAUAAGUUUUCUACAAAGUCGGACGUGUGGGCUUUCGGUAUUUUGCUGUGGGAGAUCGCGACUUACGGCAUGUCCCCGUACCCCGGCGUGGACCUGACGGAUGUGUAUCACAUGUUGGAGAAGGGAUAUAGGAUGGAGUGUCCGCCUGGGUGUCCUCCGAAGAUCUACGAGUUGAUGAGGCAGUGCUGGCAGUGGAACGCCAACGACAGGCCCAUGUUUAAAGAGAUCCAUCAUGCCCUUGAGAAUAUGUUUCAGGAAUCUAGUAUCACCGAAGAAGUAGAAAAACAGUUGCAAGGGAAUGAGGCGCCACCGGUUCCGAUGGGAACUCCACAUAUGUCCUACAAGAAGUCCCACUCGGGGAGUACGGGGAACAUACAUGGAUUAGUCGGGGUUUCAGAACAGUCUUCUGCAGAUAAUAUUAAUGUGAGUUCUACCAAGCUAUCAACAUUCACAGGAGGUUGCAAAAAUAGCAUGGUGCAGAUGCGAAGAACGACGAACAAAAGAGGAAAAACUGCACCUGCUCCUCCAAAACGAACAAGCUUGCUGUCUUCUUGCAGCUCCUUUCGUGACAGUACGUGCGACGACCAGGGACAAGGCGACAACGUCUGCGAAGAGGGAACCGACUUAAACGGUAUUAAAAAAAGAUUUAAAGGUUUGACUAGAGAGCUUCAAAAUCUCACGGCGGGCACGAAGUGCGACAGCGAAAGUGACCUUCAAGAUCAGACACCCGACACGGACGAUUCGGGCGCCCACUCGUAUCCAGAGGUAUCCACCGUCAGUAAUCUUGGACCCGUGACGGGUUCCUUUAAGAGAGCGCCUAUCAUGGGUAACAGGGGGCUAGAGCAGAGAGGAAAAAAGACUAAAACUAAAGACUCGCCGAUGGUCCAAGUGGCCGCCCUAGAAGUGCAAAACGUUAGGAAGGCAAUCAGUAGAUACGGCACUCUCCCGAAAGGUGCGAGAAUAGGGGCCUACUUGGAAUCUCUACGACAGAGUGGUAUGUCUACCAACGAGGAAACGGCCCAAGCUGCGAACCCUACCAUAGAGCAGACGGAAACCACUCCCAGGUCUCUGUCUCCCAGAACGAAUAUUAGAACCCAACCGCAGAUGAUCCGGAGCAACUCUUCUAGCGGAGUGACUUCCUUUAACGCAGGACAUCCUCCCAGUUCUCCGACGUCUAAUAAACUCUCUAGAAAUAGGAAUAUCGCUAGGAAUAAUACCAGUGAUGUACGAAGUAGUUUAAGAACUUUCAAAGCAUCUCAAAACAGUAGUUUUCGGGGAGGUAGCCCUUCUAGAUCGAUCCAACCCACGCUGGCAGAUCUGGAGUUCCCUCCUCCGCCCACAGACCUACCUCCACCUCCGGAAGAAUACGACAUUCCGGGAGUUGACCAAGUCGACUGUAGCACCUCUAUAAUGACCUCCUCGCAGGAGCUUAAGAAAAAGAUGAUCCCCAUUUCCCCCUUAACGACUAAGAAAAUCUCGAAGGAACCGGAGAGCGCGGAGUGCGGCGAUAUCAGUACGCUCCAGCCGUCCGUCGAGGAAGCUAGUUCGAGAUUUGGAGUCAGUUUGAAGAAGAGGGAGCCUAGCACGGACAGUUCUAACAGUCUGAAGGAGGGUAAGGAAGAAGUUAAGGAGAAGAGCCCUCAACGGACGAGCCUUACUCUCACUAGUCCCAGUCAGGACGGUAAGAGUCCUAUGAGCGUUGAUUCCGAUGUUCCUAUGGUCGGUUCGCCGCUGGAGCCCCUUCCACCCCCACCUCCGAUGUUUCCCGAAACUAACGAAGACGAUGCGGAUCACUUCGACUCUCUAGACGACAAUAAAACCUCGAAAGUGUUCAAGAAUAAGCUGGUCAUGAAGGAAAUGGAACUCAAACUGGUUGCCGAGAUAAAAGAGAGAGCCGAUCAGAAAAGUAAAAAUAUUAAAGAAUCUCCACUAGAACCCUUAUUGGCUGUGAGUGGCAUAAGCCAUGACCCCGUAGCUCAGUUAGUGACGGAGCUGUCGCAAUCCCUAAACAUAGAAAAAGACGUAGCGAAGAACGUGAUCCGAAAAAAUUCUCAAGGGAACAUUUCAACGACAACGAAGCCAGUAGAUAGCAAUGGCGUAACGCUAAUAACACAGCUCAAAAAAAUCGACACGAAGAAGCCCGUUAGCAAAGAGAAGGCCGAGAAUGAUUCUUCUAUGAUUAUCGACUUUAAGUCGAGACUGCGAAAAGUGGAAAGCGAAAAGAAAUCCGAGGAUGGCUUGAUCAGAAAUGAAGACAACGAAACCGAGGCCAAUAAACGGGAGAGCACCGCUAGCUCGGACAGCGGGAAUUUGAAAAUCGACGAAGGCGACGAUAAAAGGAAAUCGACUGGUAGCAUAAGUAGUUUGAAAAAAUUGUGGGAAGCCAAAGACACUGCUGACAAUUACGGAAAUAUCCAGCUGAGCCCCAAAUUAACAAUAAAAAACAGUAAAAAUGAAGAGGCGAGCGAAGUGUCUCCAGGGGAAAACACCGAUGAUUCCGCGAAAAUGGAAAAAAUUAGCAAAAACGAUAAGAAACCCUGGCCCCCUAGUAACGAGGAUAAACCCGUUAUUCCUACAAAACCGCCAGUAAAGGCUGUCAAACCUAUAAUAAAUCGCCCGACUGGAUCAGCGAUAUACGCGACUCCCAAUUCUAAUAAUUCUAAGCCUCCUAUAAUGGCAAAACCGACCAAUAUAGAGACUAAAGCUGCAGAGGACGAGGCGAAGUUGUCCUCAAGCGACAAAAGCGGAAAAGAAAAUAUUCUAGAAAUUUCCCAGGCCUUGGAAUCGACUCUGAAUAGUAUCAAAACGAAUUCCACGGUAUCCUCAGCGACUUGGUUACAGAUCUCGGAUAAAAUCGGACUGCUGCACGGCUCUUGCAUGGAUUACGCCGACAAUGUUGUCCCCGCCCACACCAAAUUUCAGUUUCGGGAGCUGCUGACGCGACUGGAAAGUCAGGCCAGACAACUUAGAUCGGCCGGUUCGAGGAACACGACGGAUAAUACAAGAUGCAUCAAUGAAGUGAAUAAUACCAUUAAAGAUGUGGUGAAUGUGGUGUUUCGAUAAGAUGACCGUAUAUUUUUUUAAUUUAUCGUACGAUACAUAUGUAUUUGACUGUUAGGACCACUGUAUGUAAUAAUUUACUCUUAAGGUAAGUCGAGCAUUUAUCAAGUUUUAUGCGUACGUUGCGGUGGUAGUAUUUCCAAAAAUCUUUGUUGACUUUUGUUUUUUGUGAUGUCUCAAUUUUAAUAAAACGUAAUACGCCGAACUGAUUUAAAAGCGAUGAAUCGUAUCGAUAUAAUAAAAAAAAGGCGAAUAGUUUUAUCCCUCUCCGUUAUCCAAGUUCAAUAUUCAUUUUUUUUCACAUCCGACGUACGUUUUUUAAAUAUGUUCAUUGUCAAAUUGUGUUUUUAUGAGUAAUUGUUUCCAUUGCCUUUUAUGUUUCGGGUAUAGAGGAAAAAAAAAAAUUAAUCAUCGUUUAUGGCUUUUUCAAAAUAUUCUCCACGAAGAUCUUUUGCAUGCACCCGAACCAAUUUUCGAAGCACUUUUUCCAUUCCGAUUGAGAUACCUCCAAAACAUGCGUUUUGAACGCUUUAACCGCUUCUUCAUGCGUCGAAAAACAUUAUCCCUGUAAUUUAUUUUUGACGAGCGGGGAUAAAAAAAGUCAUUGGGUGCCAAAUCAGGGCUAUAUGGUGGAUAAUUCAUCAAUUAGACUUCUUCAGUUCUUAAAAAGUCUCUUGUUCGGCCGAUGUGUAAGUUCGCAUUGUUCUGAGGAAGAAUGAUGCGUCUUCGGCGGUUGGUUUCUAUUUUUCUGGCAAAUAAAUAGUUGUGUAUCAUUCAGAAUUGACCGUCCGACGUGGCACUAACAGUUACCACAUGUCUGGCUUUUUCAAAAUAUUCUUCAUGACGAUCAAUACAAUUUUGCAUGUUCUUGAACCAAUUUUCAAAGCAUUUUUUCCAUUCCGAUUGAGGUACCUCCAAAACAUGCAUUUUGAACGCUUCAACUGCUUCUUCAGGCGUCGAAAAACAUUGACCUUGUAAUUUAUUUUUGAGGUGCGGGGAUAAAAAAAGUCAUUGGGUGCCAAAUUAGGGCUGUACGGCGGAUAACUCAUCAAAUAGACUUUUUCCAGUUCUUAAAAAGUCUCUUGUUUGGCCGAUGUGUAAGUUUGCAUUGUCCUGGGGAAGAAUGAUGCAUUUUCGGCGGUUGGUUUCUUUUAUUUUUCUGAUAAACAAAUGGUUGUGUGCCUUACCACGUUUGGUUUUUUCAAGAAACAGGCAACUAUUUGCUUAGAAGUGCUGGUCUCACUAAUGCCCAAGGAUGCCUCAAUCUCACGAUAUAUUACAUGACGAAUACAAUAUUCAGUUCACUCACAUUAUCAAUGUUUUCUGGAACAAAAACCGAUUUUGGACGAUCUUCAUGAAAUUUGUCAGUGAGCGAACUACGGCCACGAUUGAAUUCCAUAUACCACCGAUAUACAGUGGUUUUUGAUGGUGCUUCAUUGCCAAAAGUUGAACUAAAUUAAUCGAUGCACUGUUGUUGAGAUAAUCCGCGUUGAAAGUUGUAAAAAAUAAUCGCACAGAUAUGUUCGGGACUUAAUUGUUUUUUUCUGGCCGAGACGAAUUUUUCAAGUCACCGCAAACAACACAAAUGGUGCCUGUACGUCAAAUCGUUCUGAGUAAGUGUACCGACAAAAGUCAAACUUUACAUUUAGGGACGUUGGUUGUCAGAUGGCAGCACCAGGAUCUUCCAUUCCAGAAAUAUAAAAGGCACCCUCGUAUGUAGUUUAAAAAAAAAAAACGAGAAUUUUAUGUUGCUGAUGGCAGAUUCUAGAAAGGAAAAAAUGUAUCUUUCAAACGUUUUUUUCUUGAUAACUUGCAAAAUUCCUAUCAAAUUUGAAUACAACAUUAAGAAUCGAUUAAACUAAUAAUUGAUUUAAUCAAUUAAAAUUGACAUAUCACAAUUGAAUGCCCUUAUAUUAUUUUCACUGAACUGUGAUACCAUGUUUAGAUUAUGUUUAGCAUUAUAUGCUCAAUGAUAAUUUAUUACUUUUAUCCUAUGAAUUUAAUGUUUUUUAUAUGUAAAAUUUGAAUAAGCAGUUUUUAUUAUUUUUAUUGCUUUCAUACCAGUUUUGUGUAAAAAAAUAUGAAAAAAUACCGACUCUCUCACCAUUUCUCUCGAUAUUAAAAGUAAAAUAGGAUCUUAAGGAAUUUGGAGAAAUAAAACGAUACACAAAAGUGGCAUUGAAAAUUACGAUAAAGAAUAUGCUAGUCUUUUUGUAAUAUAUUAUUUUGUAUGUGUGAAUAUUAAAUAAUUAGUUAAGCUGAAAUAUUGAUAUAGAAUUACUACCUAAAAUUGAAAAAUAUAAAUUUUGUACAAUCCAAAGAAAAACCUAAAUUAGUGUCUAAUCUUUGUUUUUAGAUUAUUUUCAUAUAAUUCAUUUUCUACUUUUAUGUACAUAUUCUAGCUAAUUUUGUAUUAAAAAAUUUAAAUUAUUUAUUUUAUUUAAUUAUAUGAAAGCAAUUUGACACAACAAUACUUUUAGAUAAUUUUGUUUAUAAUAAACAUGCUCAUUUUAUUCUAUAAGGAACAUAUUACGUAUGUUCGAAACAUGAAUUUAAAUAAAAUUAUUACUCAUAUACUUAAAUAUGUGCUUCACUAGUGUGUGUUUGAAAUAUUUUAUUACAACGAUAUACUCAAUAUUUGUGCAAAAAUAGUACCGUUUCGAAAAAUAGUCGCUAAUAAGUGUUACAUAUUUUACGUUAUUAAAUUAUAUUAGCAUUUGACCUUAUUAGACAAUUAUAUUUUAUUUAAAACGUGUACGCCUUUAUUUUUUCCAACGUACAUACAGGUAAAACAUAUUGCUCAAAUGAUAUCCGUUAAACAGUCCGUUUACGAAAUUGUAUUUAAUUUUUUACGCAAAAAAGGAAACUUAAUUUACCACAAAUACUUUUUAAACGCGUAAAUGGGGCCAUUAAGAUCCAAACAUUUUCUUAAAGAUGUAUGACGAAUAAGUUUUAUUUUAUACAGGAUGUUCAAAAAAUUUGGAACCCCCCCUGCUAUCAGAAAAUACUGCUCAAACAAAAAAAUGAUUGGGACAAACGUUGCAGUGUUUUGACUGAGCAAUCCAACGAGUCAUUUAGUAAAAAUUGACUUGACCGAACAUAAAAAUUUCCUUUUUUUCCAUAUUCGAGGUCAAAAAUAUGGUUCCAUUUAAAAUUUUUAACUUGACCUCUAAAUGACCUUCAAGCUCAUGGUCAAAGUCACAUUCGAAUGUAAAAUGGUCCGCUCUUACCAUUUCCAGGAUCAAAAAUAUACAGUUUAAAAUUUUCAAGUUGACCUCUAAAAUCAUAUUUAAAAAAUGCAUUCGAAUCAUAUAAAAAAAAAAUUAAUUUCUGGUUCUUAAUUGGCCACUUUGUACUUGAAAUAGGGAUGUAUUUCAGUCUCAUUCUCAUUUGUAAAUGCCAUUUGAAUCGACUACUGAUGAUAAAACAGAAAUUUUUUUAAAGCUUUUACUGCGGUGCUGGCACCACAUUUGUGCUUGCUUUUAAACAAUAGAACUUAGGGUUUACAUGAUGACGUUUGAUUUACGUAAAGAAGCAUUGAUGUCUCAAUGUUGUUAAAGUGCAUUUUUAAAUCCAUUAUUCGAGUAGUAUGUCUUAGAAAAACAACAACAAAAAGAUAGAAUCACUCUCGUCAGCCUCGGACAUAGCUCAAACCAUUCCUAGAGUGAGGUGUUUUACCUUCCUAACCUUCCCCUCCCAAUUUCUAUUUUCAAGCACCAUUUUUUAUGAGUUUUGUGGCUACACCUUGUGUAUUUUUUUAAAUUGAAGAAUACGAAAUCUUAUUUUCUUUUUAAGACCACCCGUUGCUCAGAUCUCGUAUCCCUCAAAUUAACAAAAUUGUGCCAUGUUUUUUUGAUUUAUUGCAAUAAGUAGAACCUUAUAUACUCACGUGAAAUUCUAAAGUACUUUCCAUUAGCGGUAUCUAGUUUGUUUUAUAAAUUUUGUGAUUGGAGUGUGUUAAAAGCGCGAGUCACACUGUCAGUAGUGUAGAAUUUUUUGUAUACAGUAAUCGUCUAGCAGUUUUGAUAUUUUUUUGUAUGUAUAUAUAUGUAUGUAUAUCUAUGCUGAGUUUUGUACAGGCUUUCUAGAUAGGUGAUAACAGACUGUAACUAUUUAAAAAUAAAUUUGC
This is a messenger RNA of Anoplophora glabripennis (Asian longhorned beetle), 8887 nucleotides long. It is a transcript of the gene Abl, whose product is annotated as tyrosine-protein kinase Abl. Gene Ontology annotation, biological process: protein phosphorylation. Bases 259 to 4761 code for a protein of 1500 amino acids. The record is from RefSeq and is a predicted model, not a curated record. The transcript is spliced from 12 exons. NCBI's taxonomy places the organism in Eukaryota, Metazoa, Arthropoda, Insecta, Coleoptera, Cerambycidae. Gene Ontology annotation, molecular function: protein binding; ATP binding; non-membrane spanning protein tyrosine kinase activity.